Messenger RNA from Durusdinium trenchii, 846 nucleotides. Lineage: Eukaryota; Dinophyceae; Suessiales; Symbiodiniaceae. The record is from the annotation of a GenBank genome assembly.
AUGACCAGCGGCAACCCCAUCCGGAAGGUGGUGUCAAUGAUGGAGAAGAUGGCCGAUAAGAUUGAGGAUGAAGCAAAGAAGGAGGCCGACCAGUACGACAAGUUCGAAUGCUACUGCAAGAAGACCAUAGCCGAGUUGGAUGAGAACAUCCGUCAAGCAGAGACGAACCCGGUGUCUCAGGCCGACAUCGAUAAGAAGAAAUCCGAGAUCGCUGGGUUGCAGCAAGAGUUGAAGACUUUGAAGGAGGACCGCAUCGCAGAGGAAGAGACUCUGAAGUCCGCGGAGAUGCAGCGCGGGAAGGAACAUGAAUCCUUCGUGAAGGAGGUCACUGAAGAAGAGGAGGUCGUCCAAGGCAUUGAUGCCGCGACCACGGCCCUCAAGGGCGGGGAACCCACGGCCUUCUUGCAACAGACCAAUAAGGUGUCGCGCGUCGCACACGCAGUGGAAGCAAACCUCCACAUGACCUCCGAUGCGAAGCAGCGGGUGAGCGCCUUCCUGGCGAAUAAAGGUACCGAGUCGCCUGACAUGGUGGUGGGCAUGUUGUCGGUCAUCAAGGACGACACCAACAAGGAAAUCAAAGUGGAGACGGACACCGAGGAGAAAGCAGUGGACAACUUCCACGAGGUGGAAACCGCCAAGAAGACGGAGAUCUCCACCCUCCUGAACACCUUCGAACGUAAGAUGAAGACCAUCGGAGAGAAGCAGGUGGAAGUGGUGAACCUGAAGCGCGAGCUAGCGGACCAGGGUGAUUCCAUCGCAGAUGACAAGAAGAUGCUGGCGGAGUUGAAGAAGAGCUGCACGAAGAAGGCGAUGGGAUUCUUGGGACCGGACGGAGAACGAGACUAG